AUGGAAGGGAAAGUACUGGAUUACGUGCUGGUGCCGACGGGUCUGGUGGCAAUGGUGGCGUAUCACAUUUGGCUUCUUCAUCGCAUCAUGUAUCGCCCCGCCACCACCGUCAUCGGCAUCAACGCCGUCAAUCGCCGCCUCUGGGUCCGCGCCAUGAUGGAGGACCCGGGCAAAACAGGGGUAUUGGCAGUCCAGACUCUAAGGAACAACAUUAUGGCAUCCACCCUGUUGGCCUCCACCGCCAUCAUGCUCAGUUCCCUCAUCGCUGUCUUGAUGACGGGUCUCGGCGGUGGCGGCACUGGCACCAGCGGCUCCUCCACCACCACCAUGGGCUUAUUCUUCGUUUACGGGGACAAGAGCUUGCUGGGAUUCUCCAUCAAGUUCUUCUGCAUUUUAGUCUGCUUCUUACUAGCCUUCCUCUUCAACGUCCAGUCCAUCAGGUACUACAGCCACGCCAGCAUUCUCAUUAACGUCCCUCCUCCGCCUUCGCCGCCCCACAACCACAUCAACAAGAAGAACCAUCUCCUCCGGCACCGAGUUACCACGGAGUACGUGUCCACCACCGUCAACCGGGGGAGCUAUUUCUGGUCCUUGGGCUUGAGAACCUUCUACUUCUCUUUCCCUUUAUUCUUGUGGAUGUUUGGGCCCAUCCCCAUGUUCUUGAGCUGCCUGGUGCUGGUCUGCUUGCUCUACUUUCUGGACGUUGCUUUGCAUUUUGGGUCGGUGGCUCAAGAUAAUGUUGAUGAUGAGGGUGUGAUUCAAGUUGUUUAUGACGACCAAAGCAUUCCUUGA
This is a messenger RNA of Oldenlandia corymbosa var. corymbosa, 792 nucleotides long. Lineage: Eukaryota; Viridiplantae; Streptophyta; Magnoliopsida; Gentianales; Rubiaceae. The record is from the annotation of a GenBank genome assembly.